Molecule: messenger RNA, 402 nt
Organism: Didymodactylos carnosus
Lineage: Eukaryota; Metazoa; Rotifera; Eurotatoria; Philodinida; Philodinidae
Source: the annotation of a GenBank genome assembly
AUGGUAUGGAAAAAUAUGCAAAAAGUUGGCGCUGUUCCAUCAGCACGCUACAGGUAUGAUCGUCAGUUAACUCAAAUGUUAUUAUUACAACUAACUACAAUUAUAGUCUCAUUGAUUCCAUAUUGUGCACAAACCACAUAUUCUGCAAUAACUAUGAACGAACAGAAAGAUUCAUUACGUUUGGCUGGAGACACCCUAUUUGUAUCAAUAUCAAAUUUACUCUUUUACCUGGCUUAUGUAACAAGUUUCUAUAUUUACGUGAUAUCGUCAAAAGCGUUUCGUAGCAAAUUAGUAAAACGAAUACCAAAACUAUAUUAUAAAAUUUGUCACAAACAUCCUCCGCAAGAACGUCAGGCAACAGCACAAAUUCCUACUGUUUCGAUGGAAACGCCUAUAUGCUAA